Humulus lupulus (European hop) is the source of this 1960-nucleotide messenger RNA. Its product is annotated as probable plastidic glucose transporter 3. Gene Ontology annotation, cellular component: membrane. The record is from RefSeq and is a predicted model, not a curated record. Lineage: Eukaryota; Viridiplantae; Streptophyta; Magnoliopsida; Rosales; Cannabaceae. Gene Ontology annotation, molecular function: hexose transmembrane transporter activity. Gene Ontology annotation, biological process: monosaccharide transmembrane transport. The transcript has 15 exons. The coding region runs from base 281 to 1744 and encodes 487 amino acids.
GAAGGGUCAUUAGAUUUAGACUCACUACCAUGUGAUUAUCAUAUUUAUAUUCAUGUCACCUUACCAUCGCCAUUAUCAUCAUCAUCAUUCGUAUCCAUUUAACACUUACAGUGACUGACUCUCUCCGGCGCAUUUUAGCAUCGUCUUCUACCUCCUUUCUCUCACUCUUGGACUGAUUUCAAUCUCACCGUUUUCUUUCUACCUCUGCAUUUCUACAAGUAUUUGCAGUCGGCCGGUGAGCACCCUCUUGCGGAAGUUGGGAGGGUUCUGUAAUAUUGAUAUGAGAGGGCGUCAGCACGACGCAUUUUCCACGUACAAGCGUGGACAAGCGAGGGACUAUUCCAAUGUUUAUGACGAAGAUGGAAGUUCUGUACGUUUAGUGAAUGGCAAAGAUAUUGGGAACCCUUCAUGGAGACGCUCUUUACCGCAUAUGCUUAUCGCUGCAAUUUCUUCUUUCUUGUUUGGAUACCAUCUCGGAGUGGUCAAUGAGACACUAGAGAGUAUAUCUGUGGAUCUUGGCUUCAGUGGGAAUACUUUAGCUGAAGGUCUAGUGGUAAGUACAUGUUUAGGAGGUGCUUUUGUUGGAUCUCUAUUUAGUGGAUGGCUUGCGGAUGGAGUUGGCCGUCGAAGGGCAUUUCAACUCUGUGCAUUGCCAAUGAUAAUUGGUUCAUCAGUGAGUGCAACAACUAAAGGUCUGUGGGGUAUGCUCCUUGGGAGGUUAUUAGUUGGAGCUGGAAUGGGCAUUGGUCCAGCUGUUGUCGCUCUCUAUGUAGCAGAAAUUUCGCCAGCCUUUAUAAGGGGUAGGUACAGUUGCUUCACACAAAUUGCAACAUGUCUUGGAAUUAUGGGGGCACUUUUUAUCGGACUCCCAGCCAAGGAAAGAGGGGGUUGGUGGCGGGUUUGUUUUUGGGUGUCUGCUGUGCCUGCUGCAACACUUGCUGUUCUCAUGGAGUUCUGUGCAGAGAGCCCUCAUUGGCUUUUCAAGAAAGGAAGAGGUACUGAAGCUGAAGCUGAAUUAGAAAGGCUUUUAGGAGGAUUAUAUGUUAAAUCUGCAAUGGCAGAAUUGUCCAAGUCUGAUAGAGGGGAGGAAUCAGAUUCAGUUAAAUUCUCAGAGCUACUCUAUGGUCGUCAUUUCAAAGUGGUUUUCAUGGGGUCUACCCUUUUUGCUUUGCAACAGCUAUCUGGCAUAAACGCUGUAUUCUAUUUCUCUUCAACUGUAUUUAAGAGCUUUGGGGUACCAUCGGAGUCUGCAAACAUAUGUGUAGGAAUCGCAAAUUUUUUGGGAUCAGUUAUUGCGAUGAUAUUGAUGGAUAAACUUGGAAGAAAGGUGCUUCUUCUCGGGAGUUUUUCUGGCAUGGUAGUGUCAUUGAUCCUUCAAGUGAUUGCAGCAAAUUCUUUAGCAUCAGGAUCUGGGGCAUUGUAUCUAUCUGUUGGUGGCAUGCUUCUAUUCGUCUUCAUGUUUUCCCUCGGCGCUGGUCCAGUCCCCAGUCUCCUCCUUUCUGAAAUAUUCCCAGGUCGGAUCAGGGCUAAGGCUAUGGCAAUUUGCAUGGCUGUGCAUUGGGUGAUAAAUUUCUUUGUUGGUCUCUUGUUCUUACGGUUGCUGGAGCAGAUUGGGGCACAAUUUCUGUAUUCAGUCUUUGCCACCUUUUGUUUUGUGGCAGUGAUUUUUGUGAAGAGAAAUGUGGUGGAAACAAAAGGGAAAACGCUCCAAGAAAUCGAAAUAGCACUUAUUCCACCGGAGUAAAAGGCUCAUUUUGCAAUUCUAUAGGCGAUUUACACAAGUUUCUUAUUGAUUUAUGGUAAAAUACGAUAUUAAACCUUAAAUUUACAUUUGUUCUGCCAGAUCAGUUGUAAUUCCCAACACGAAGUUCUCUUUGGAGAAUUUAGAACAAACGAUCAUCAUGCUCACACUGGAAGGCCUAUGUAUAUUGUUAUUUGUUGGAGCUGUUUUUUUUACUGA